Mobula hypostoma (lesser devil ray) is the source of this 3757-nucleotide messenger RNA. Its product is annotated as nectin-4-like. The coding region runs from base 498 to 2225 and encodes 575 amino acids. The record is from RefSeq and is a predicted model, not a curated record. Gene Ontology annotation, biological process: homophilic cell-cell adhesion; heterophilic cell-cell adhesion. Lineage: Eukaryota; Metazoa; Chordata; Chondrichthyes; Myliobatiformes; Myliobatidae. The transcript has 9 exons. Gene Ontology annotation, cellular component: adherens junction.
UGGGCGAGUAAGGAUGCCAAAGUUGAGUGGCAUGCGCAACUGACACAGCGACCGACCGACCGACCGGGAACUAUCGGUCCCACGCUCAGCUCCGGCUCCGACACCUCGUCCACCUUCUUCCGCGGAUCGCCUCCGGGACAGGGACCCGUUAUCCGAGAACUACCUGGGUCCAGCGUCUCCACUACCUGUCUCUCAUUCUCUCUGUUUCAUCUCCCCUUUCUCCUCGCUUUCCCUUUUUCUUUCUCGCCUUCCUUUCUCUUAUUCUGUCUUCUCUCCCUCUCUCCACCCCAUCCCCUUUCUAUUUCUCUCAUUCUCGUCCUCGCAAUAUCUCUCUCUCUCUCUCUCUCUGUCAGCCUCUCUCACUUUCUUCCCGUCUCCGUCUGUCUCUAGCUCGCUCUCUCUGUUGCAAUCAGGUAAACCCUGGAGGCCGCUCACUCUGCCAGUCAGCCACACACUUGCAGUGCGAGCGUCCGAAGCGCUUACCCUUCUGCUCAGGGAUGGAGAACCAGCUGAGAGCCGUCCUGUUCCUCCUCUUCGUCCCCUCAGGACUCAGCGGGCAGGAGCUGCAGACGGACGCCGAGAGCCAGGCCACCCUCGGGGGCAACGUUCUGCUGCGCUGCGUGUUCACGGGCUCGGGCCAGCUGACGCAGGUAACCUGGGACAAGCUGACGGAUCUGGGCCCGCAGACAGUGGCAGUUCGCAGCACCGAGCACGGCACCAGCACACACCCGUUCUACGGGUCCCGGGCGCGCUUCGUCCAGGCGGACGUUCAGCCCGACGCCUCGCUCCUCAUCCAGGACGUGGUGCUCGCCGACGCCGGUCACUUCCGCUGCAAGGUCUUCACCUUCCCGGCCGGGAGCUUCGAGGGAGACACCUGGCUCACCGUCCUGGUUCCUCCUCAGGUGUGGGUGGUACAGGGACCGCGUACCCUGCUGGAGGGGGAGCGCCGUGCGCUGGCGGCGUCCUGUGUGGCCACGGGGAGUAAGCCGGGACCCGAGGUGCGGUGGGAAUCGCCAGUGGUGGGGGAGCAGGAACUGGUCAAGUCGGAGAAUGAGAAUGGCACGGUGACAGCCAGAGCUCAGUACUUCAUCCGGCCCGAGCGUGGGGUGAAGGGGAAGGAUCUGGUUUGUGUCGUCAAUCACUCCACCUUGUCUGAGCCCGUCCGCAUCCACUACACCCUCAACGUCUUCUAUGUUCCUGAAGUAAUGAUAAGAAAAUCCACAGAGAAUUGGCUUGUGGAUAUGGAAGGGAUGGAGUUAGAGUGUGAGGAAAAUGGGAAUCCUCCAGCCACAAACUUUGUAUGGAGAAGAGUGGGUGGUACCCUUCCCAACAACGUCACCAUGGAUGGGGACAGGCUCUUAUUCAACAGACGCCUCACCCUGGAAGAUUCUGGAACCUACAUCUGUGAAGUUUCCAAUGAGAUUGGCAGUCGGAGUGCCCAAGUUAAAAUAAGUGUCUCAGAGUCGAACGUGGCUGGGGUGAGCAUGCUGACCCUGGCCUUCGUGGCCAUUGGUGUGGUCGGCCUGGUCCUCGUGCUGAUCUUCAUCGGCGCAGUGUUCGCUGUGAACCGCUCACACCGCAAGAAAACAGAGCAAAUGGUCUUCAAACUGGAGGAGAUCUCCACCAUGUCUCGGCAGCCCUCCAUCCGCCGCUGUAACUCCAUGUCCGCCUCUGUGGAUGUCCGUAUGUUGGAGAACGGUGGGAGCCGGGACAUUGACCUGGAGCAGGAGCCCAUGAUAGAAGAGCAUUUACCACAACAGAGGAGCAGCUCGAGGGACCUGUUGUCGGGGCCAGUGGAGACCCACCUAGCACCUCUGCCCCUGGGCAACCAUCGUUACAGCCUGCGAUCGACAGCCAGUGAUACCCGGCCUCCAACUGUCUACCCCUUUGGGGCCUACAGGAACAGCCUGCCCAGUAGCCAGAGGUACAGUGUGAGGGAUUGGUCACUGGGUCCCAGUGAGAGGUCGGUCUCACCAGGAGACACACAAAACAGCAGCAUCCGUGACCUCAGGAACAACCAGGAGCAGGUGACUCCGUACUCUGCCCGGCCCCUGACUCCCUCUCCGUCAGACCCCGGCUCUCAGACAGAGGACGAGGAGGAUGUGGCAGACCACCAAAAGUCCAUCCACGCCGCCAUGGGUCAUUUCUACCCCCACAACGGGACGCUGCGGGCGAAGCCGUCUGGCAACACCAUCUACAUCGCCAGGAGAGAGCACUGCGUGUGAGGGCAAUGAGUCAGAUGUCCCACACAGGACAAGGACUCCACUGUGGGGACUGUACACAGCAGGCUGGGAAUCUGUCUGUACAGGACACAGACAGAGAUACACCAGACCGUAGAUACCACACCAGGGCUGUCCAGGAAACAAACAAUGGUACACUGGAUCAUAAAGAUUCUGCCAGCACUGUACAGGACAUGGAUGUGGAAUCACUGGACCAUAAACACCGUACUGGAAUUGUACAGAACAUGGACAUAGACAUACAGAACUGUAGAGACCCCGCGGGCACUUACUAAACGCACGCUAGUCUGUAUUGUCCCUGCUGGGAAUGUGGAGACCACACACACACAGACGUGGAGAGGUGGGAGAGGCUGGGCUUGUCUCCCCAGUAACACAGAAGGCUGAGCAGAGACGGUGGAGGGUGUAAAUUGGUGAGGGGUCUGUGCAGAGUAAAUAGGAAGGAGAGCAGGGGCAGAGGGGAGAGGAGGGAAGGUGGGGGGUCUGGGACUCGCUGCCUGAUGGGAAGAGGCAGAGAUCCCCUCCACAGUUACACAGAAGGGGAGGGCUUCACAACUGUAAGCUGUCCUAGACAGGGACUGAGUGGAGCGGGGCCUGUAACCCCACAGUGGCUCAGUGGAAACGCUCUCCUUGUGGCUUACCUCUGGUUAUUGGUGACAUUCACCACCACCUUUGGUUGAUUGAGGAGGAGGGUGAAGACCCCAAACCUGGCACAAGGUAUGGUCUACUGGACAGUGAACCCUGGCUUUCUGAAGCCUGGACCACCUACCUCAGGCACUUCAAAGUGCUGGAGAAUCCCACCAACACCGUCCCCACAGACCCCUCCCGAUCUACUGGGAGGAUCAUUGAACCAAUAGCAGUGAUCUCUCCCAGAAUGACACACCCAGCAUAGAGACCCCAGUUACACCCUGUCCCAUCGGACAAACAACGUAAUUUACAAGCCCAACACCGGACUCCUGUAAAACACUCAGCCUGUUCCCAGCUCUGUCACACCAUCUCCACUGACUCCUGCGAAUCUCUGGCCCAUGGCUGUUUCAAAUGUAGAGGGAAUGUUCGGGAUGGGACUGGGAACCUGGAGCUGUAGAUUGGAAACACACAGAGGUCCUGUGUGAGCUGUGGAUGGAGUUACCAGCUCACGUACUCUCUACCCCCCCCCCCCAACGUCCAGUCAUACACCCACUGUACCGUCCGUGCUCCUACACUGACCCCAGGACCCAUAAGACCAGAGGGGAAGGGUCAGCAUCAAUCCCCACCGACUGACCAACAGAGGCAAAAGGGGAAAAGAGUAAUCUUGGCAGAUUUCUGAGGUGUGGAAUUUGGGCUGGGCUGUGACUGAGCAGUGCGUGAGCAUUAGGUGGGAUACGGCCAUUCACCUCCACUGCAGGAAGAACGUAAAGCAAUCUACGGAAAGUGGCAGCACUUCUCUGUCAAGAACCCGUUCGCCAUGGGGUGACUGUAUGUGUCGUCACUGUGUGUGUGUGGGGGGGGGGGCGCGCUGGGUUCCGGUCUGUUCAAUCCUGUGA